GCGGUGCACCGCUGCGACGCCUCCCGCCUCGCGGAGGAGACGCGCCCCGCGCAGGUGCUGAAGCUCCUGGAGCACGGGGCGAGGGGGGCGGGCGACAAGCCGCGGCAGGAGGGUCCCCUCUGCUCGUGUGGCGGCCAGCUCCAGCGCCUGUCCAUUCAGGCGCGGCUGAAGGAGACGAGCUCCCUGGCUACGACUGCGUCAUAUGCAGCCUCUGCGACGGGCGGGUGCGGUCGGACACCGUCUGGAGGUGCCAGAGCGGGGAAAACACCAUGCUGCACCCGCUCUCCUACGACGUCUGCGAGCAUUGCAUGGACCUGUACUCGGGCGCAGAACUCUGCCUCGCCAUCUAG
Messenger RNA from Prorocentrum cordatum, 350 nucleotides. NCBI's taxonomy places the organism in Eukaryota, Dinophyceae, Prorocentrales, Prorocentraceae. The record is from the annotation of a GenBank genome assembly.